GCAUCUGCCAGACAGUGGAGAAGGAAAGUUGUUCACCUGUGUGUGUGUCUGUUCUUUAGGACUCCCACCAUUCUGACAUGGGGUGGGGUGGCCGGUGUUGGGGUGAUUUGGGCCACAGACUGGAAGCUGAUCCUGCAGUACGUUCCCUACGUCGGCGGCAAGUACAAAACUGAAGACUGAGCUUCCCUCUAAUGGAAACGUGUUGCUGGAGAGAGUGUUUGGAGCCAUCCGUCCACCAAGACCCUGCUUUGAGGUGACCCUGCAGUGCCCACUGCAGAUCCUGCUGCAGGCUGUGCUGGGAGCAAAUUUACCUUCACUGACCACGUCCUCUGAUGGCUUUCCCAGCAGAUCUUGCACUCAUGGGAGUAAUUUAUAAACCUGGUGUACACAAUAAACCAAGGGAAUGAUA
Neopelma chrysocephalum (saffron-crested tyrant-manakin) is the source of this 409-nucleotide messenger RNA. RefSeq names its product cytochrome b-c1 complex subunit 10. Gene Ontology annotation, cellular component: mitochondrial inner membrane. The transcript has 2 exons. Gene Ontology annotation, biological process: mitochondrial electron transport, ubiquinol to cytochrome c. The record is from RefSeq and is a predicted model, not a curated record. The annotation marks the transcript as partial. Lineage: Eukaryota; Metazoa; Chordata; Aves; Passeriformes; Pipridae.